CAAAUAUUACAAACAUCUCCGCAAAAUGACGAUACGCGAGAGUAUUCUUCAUGCUAUUGAUAAUUUUCGUUGUGUGGCUCGCUAGACAAAAUUGCAUAUUAAAAAUUUAGUAUAGUAUAUUAUCAUCGUGUGUAGCAAUUUAUUACAAAUAUAAGAACCUUGCUAUUUUUUUCUUUAGUAUUAUAAUAUAUACAUUACGCUUACUACGAAAUUUCUUUCAUAUAAAACUCUUAUAAAUUGUUAUAUUCACGAUACCCGUGAUAAGAGUUGAGUAACAUUAUACAUACAUGUAAAUUAUAGUGCAUAUCAUUCUUCUGCAGUAUUUUACAUGCAUACAUUAUGAGAUGUAUAAUUCGAUUAUGCUAUUAUGCAUCAAAUAUUUACGCGCUAUGGACUGUGGAAAGAAAUCUAUAACACUUUAUUUGAAACAAUGUAGCGCGAGAGAACGACGUAAACGAAUAUAGAUUGAAAUUAUUGUUUUACAUUAUAUUUUCGAUGAAUUUGUCGAUCUAAUUAUGACGAGCAAAGUAACCCCGAAAACUGCUAUCGCGUUUACAAAACUGGUAAUCGCCUUGUCCUUUUCGUGGCCACUUUCAAAGAGCGCCAGUAAAUUUCAAGUAAUACGCUUCAAAGUUCUACGCUCUUUGCUCUGUAUAAAUAUGGCUGUACUGAUUGUGACUGUAUCGUACACCCUUUAUCGUAAUGACUACGAUCUACCAAAACUAACGAAGCUGUGGGUGUUACUGGCUGCCUUUAUACAAGUCCCACUGGAGAUAACACAAUGCACGCUGCAAUAUGACCGAUUGCAAUAUUUAGUUUCGGAGAUGGAACAUAAUUUCGAAUGCGCGAAACCAAACGAGGAAACGCUCUACCAACGGUACGUCAAUAGAUGCGCGAUGUUUUACGCAAGCUCCACAGCGGCGGUUUUUCUCGGUGCGUGUAUAACGGGAAUCGCACCGCUGAUAGUGGCCGAUCAGCUCUUCCCUACAGAUGCAAAGUACCCUUUCGACGUGGAACAUGAACCGGUGAAGACCAUUAUCUUUCUACAUCAAUUCCUCGCUAUCUGGCAGUGCUUCUCCAUCGUUUGCGUCGGUAGUUUUGUCGGUCUUCUCAUAUGGUUUGCGGCAGCGCGUUUCGAAAUAUUGUCGCAACAAUUUCGUACGGUCACCGACAUCUACGGCAUCAUCGACUGCGUACGGCAACAUGUGAAACUGUUAAGAUACGCUCAAGAAAUAAUAAUUGCUUUUCGUUCAAUAAUAUUAUCAAUAAUAAUUAUUUGCACAUGGGUGAUUGUAACUUGUGGCCUAACAAUUGUAAGCAAUGUUACUCACGAAAUGGUACAUUUCAAUAACGUAAUGAAACCACGCGAAGAAAUCGUGAUUCAGCGGUAUAUUGACAAAUGUUUCGUGUUGUAUGGAGUAUCUCUGAUUACUUUUUACUCGGCAACAAUAGUAACUGUAUUCUUACCUGCUGUGACGGAACAACCAUUUCCAACAACAGCCAAAUAUCCAUUCGAUGUGUCUUAUCAACCGCUAAAAGCAAUAAUCUAUGUACAACAAACUGCAGCCGGAUUCUUUAUAUCAGGACAACUAUGUAUAAAUGUUUAUAUGGCUUUAUUGAUCUGGUUUACAGCGGCAAGAUUUGAUAUUCUAAUUGAAGAACUAAAGACAGUUACAAAUGUCUAUGCAUUGUGCAAAUGUAUUAAAACACAUCAAAAACUACUCAAGUAUGCAAACGAAGUUGCAAUUGCUGCUCGUCCUUUCGCAUUUAUAUCAAUAUGUUGUAGCACGGUUAGCUUAAUAACAAUUUUACUUAUGCUUAUUACAAAGCCACCUCUACUAGUUUCACUCCACUUUUGUGUUAUGGCUGCAGCAUGUGUAGUAGAAGUAUUUAUGUAUACGUGGCCAGCAGAAUUUUUGAUGCGUACGAACUAUGAGGUCGGACAUGUAGCAUUCAAUUUACUCAAAAACAAUCAUUUGAGUAAUUUCAUUCAAAUAUGGCAACGUCUGCAAUUUAUUAUAAUGCGAUGUCAAGAACCUAUAAUAAUUUCAAUUCCUUGUCUUCUGCCGCAACUAUCUUUUAAUUAUUAUGCCAGAUAUCUUUCGACUAUACUCUCCUAUUUCACAACACUGCGUGUGAUGAUGGACGAUGGAUAAAUAAAAGUAAACUCAAUAUUGUAUGCAAUUGAAAUAUACUUGAAACGACCAUUUCAAGUAAUUAAAAUUUGCACUACGAAAAGUUCUUGUAUUGCGUUUUUGUUAAAAUAGUCAAUGUCUUGAAUAGUUGUAAAAAUACAAUUAUUUUACUUAGUAAACUGUCAUAAUUAGUUCGAUUUGGCGAUGAUAGAUUUAAUUUAAUUGUACUUAUUAUCGCGCAAUACCCCAAUCAGUGAACAAUGUUUUCGAAAUCUUUUUUUAAUACAUACUUUUUAUUAAUUGUGAAUUGUGUAAUUUAUUGUACAAAACUAUUAUUUAACAAUUAUUAUUCAAGUGUAACAAUGAUUUAGAGAAAAUAGUUAGGUAACAUUUAUUGAAUGUUUAUUUAAUCUCAAUGUUAUUUCUUUCAUAUUUUAUAUGUUAUAUUGAUUUUAUAUAUAACAUUAAUAAAUAAUUUAAAAUAAUACCUUAAUAGCACAAUGCUUUGGUUUAAUAUUAGUUCAAUGUUGAUUAUAUUAGAAAUCAGGGUUGGGAAGUAACUCGUUAGUUACAACGAAGUU
Messenger RNA from Vollenhovia emeryi, 2716 nucleotides. Its product is annotated as odorant receptor 49b-like. Gene Ontology annotation, cellular component: plasma membrane. The transcript is spliced from 8 exons. Lineage: Eukaryota; Metazoa; Arthropoda; Insecta; Hymenoptera; Formicidae. Bases 516 to 2156 code for a protein of 546 amino acids. The record is from RefSeq and is a predicted model, not a curated record. Gene Ontology annotation, molecular function: olfactory receptor activity; odorant binding. Gene Ontology annotation, biological process: detection of chemical stimulus involved in sensory perception of smell; sensory perception of smell.